Anopheles maculipalpis is the source of this 7790-nucleotide messenger RNA. RefSeq lists its product as uncharacterized. Lineage: Eukaryota; Metazoa; Arthropoda; Insecta; Diptera; Culicidae. The transcript is spliced from 6 exons. Gene Ontology annotation, cellular component: eukaryotic translation initiation factor 4F complex. Gene Ontology annotation, molecular function: translation initiation factor activity; mRNA binding; protein binding. The record is from RefSeq and is a predicted model, not a curated record. Bases 270 to 7790 code for a protein of 2506 amino acids.
GCCAGCAGCUAGCUGGCACUAGCAGCAGCAGCAGCAGCAGGUGCCUGGUUGGUUCACCGUCAGAUAACCUAUAUUUGCUUCUAUUUUCUCCUUACCGUGACGACGUCGACGACUGGCACUUUUACGGUGCGGUUUCGCGUGUCCGGCUACGAAACUGAUCACGUUCAAUGGAAUUUUUAACGUUCCAGCUAGGCUAGUGUUUCAAUGAAACUUCCGCGUGACAAGCAAAGAAGUAUGCUCUGUCUGGUGUGACGUCUGGAAAUACGAAAAUGCAAAGUGGAGGAGGGCCGUUGCAACCCGGUGCGGUCAUACGUAAUAUGGCAUCGGGGACCCCCACGUCCCAGCAGCAGCAGCAGCAGCAGCAGCAACAGCAGCAGCAGCAGCAGCAGCAGCAAGCGGACAUGAAACUCUCAUCGCAGCAGGCAGCGAUGAUGAAUCAGCAACAGCAGAACGCGCUCUACACGCCGCAGCCCGUGUAUCGCGGUGCGGGGGGUGGUCAAUCUGCGCGGCCACGGGGCACAAUGCCGAUUCCCUACCACCAGAUGCAGAUGACCUUUAAUCUCAUGCCGCAGGUGCCCCGGAUACAGGCGCCGUGGGCCAACAUGAGUAACGUGCAAGUGUUGUAUCCGCCGCAGUACAUGCUGUACCCGCAGGCGGCCGGCGGUCGCCGUCAAGCGGGUGGUGACAACAAUAUAGUAAAUAUUUCGCAAGUGCCGCUGCCCCAGCACGCUCAUUCGAAUCAGCAGCCGGCACCGAUGCAGGUUGCACACGAAAUGAUGCACAUGCAUCCACCGCAGGCACCCCAACAAGUGGCCGCUACUCACGUUGCGCCGCUCGAGCAACAUCCGCAAGCCGGUACGCCGGCUCAGGUGGCGGUUGUGUCGUCGCAACCCCACACACCCUACUCCCAGAUGUCGAACUUGAUUGCGGCACCGCCGCCCCACAUGCAACCGGGUGCCGGUGCCGGUAUCGGGGGUGUCGGUUUGGGCCACCCGAGUGGUCAGAGUGGCGAACUGAGCAAACAACCGGCCAAGCGGGAAAAGCGUAAACAUGCCCUGCGCAUCAUCGAUCCGAGCACCAAUGAGGACAUUUUAGAAAACAUGUUCAAUGAUACGACGUCGAACGCGAACGCUGGUGCGGGUGGUGGCGGUAAUGCUUCCUCCGGAACAGCUGUCUCGAACGCAGCUUCUUCCGCCGGCACACCGGGACCACCGACGGUUGGCGCACAGUCCGUAACAAUGGGCGACUCCCAAGAUUAUAAUGACUAUCCACUACCACAACAACAACAGCAGCAGCCACAACCUCCGCCACCACAACAACAAGAGAUGGUCGUUUCUGCGCCGAUGGUAACACCGAUGCCGCCACCGCAGCAACACCACCAUCAUCAACCGCCACCCCAAAUGAUACUGACCGGGCACGAUAUGAGCGGCCGAGUGCCGAACCAGCAUCAGCCGCCCCAACAGCAACAGCAGCAGCAGCAGCAAUCGGUUGUCCAAGGCACACAUCCACACGAUCUAUACGUCAGCGGAGGGCUAAAAAUGAUGAACCACUCGCAUCCUCCGCCCCAUUUACCGCCGCACGACAUGACGACGGUCACCGGAACGCCCGUCGUGUCCGCCAUGUCUGAUGGGCCUUCGGUGGAGAUACCGAACUCGUACAUUAAAAAGAAGAAACCGAUCACCGACGGAGCAAUGCACCAUUCGCAACAGCAGCAACAACAACAUCAACAUCCACACGCGAAGCAACAACUCCAUCAUUACCAUUCGCAUCAGCAGCAGCAGCAACAACAACAACAGCAGCAGCAGCAUCAGCAACACCAGCAGCACCAACAGAUGCAUCAUCAUCAUCAUCAGCAGCAGCAGCAUUCGCAUCAAAGGCACCAACAACACCAGCAACAUUUGCAGCAUCAGCAGCAGCAGCAGCAACAACAUUCGUAUGCGCUACAACAAUCGCAGCAAGCGGUGGCCGCCGCCCAAGCAGCAGCACACGCCCAAGCGCAGGUCAAUGCUCAGGCCCAAGCGCAGGCAGUAGCAGCAGCCGCGGCAGCAGCGGCGGCGGCAGCUGCAGCAGCAGCAGCAGCAGCAAACGUCCCCUCUUCCUCUGUUCAUCCCAACUCCCACUCAGGUGCCGUGAUGGUGGACAGCGGCGAAAUGAUGUCACAACAGCAACACAAUGCGGCAAUCGUUGUGCAACAUCCGCAUCAUCAUCACCAUCACCCAGGCCAGAUAGUAGUCGGGACUGCCAACUACAUGACGGAACCGCCGCCACCGAUCGUUACGCCCAAUGAUCGACGUUUCCGUACGAUUUCGGAAAAAUCCGUAACCGAGUCGAACCUCUCCUCGGACGCGGAACCAUUCGUGUACACCGGGAGCAGCAACAGCACGACCACCCCCACCAGCUUACUACACGCACCGCCCCCUCCUGGUCCUGUUGCUACUUCUUGCACCGUGGAAACUACCUCGGAAGCGACGGAAGCGAGAAGAGACCCCGAAAACAGUUUACCGUUAACCGGUGUAGUUGAUGAGCUGCAGGACGUGAGUGUGAGCGGACUGGAGGAGGAGGAGGAAACGCUGAUGGUUGAGGGGCAACAGCAGCAACAUGAAGACGCGCAGAAUGCGAGCGUGCCUCCGAGAGAAAGUAGUUCCGACCGGCAGAAUGUCGAUGAUGUUGGCGUCAGCAAUAACGCCACCGAUGAUAACCUUGUGGCGGGUGUAGCGAAUUUAAAUAUUGUCGACGAUGAGGAAAAGUCCGGAAUACUUGAAACGACGGACGAGCGGACGGUGGUAGAGGCAGAAGUUGACGCAGAAGUCACGGAAGCAGCCUCGGACGAAACGGAUCGGGCGGCUAUGGUUGCUUCCGAUGCGUCGGUAGCUAUUACUGCCACCAAUAGUACGGAAUCGGUUGCCGUUCAGCAGGCAAACUUUUUAAAUAAGGAACGUAGCAUUAAGCCAAUAGAUAAUGAUUAUAUUAAUAAUAACAAUGUGGUUUACACCAGAAGCUUAAGCUCGAUAGAAGGACCCAUCGACGGUGGCGCCCCGUCGGUCGACAAAAAUGGCGUGGAAGCGAUCCAAAGUGUGAUGCCGAAGGCAGCGGAUGAGGAUCGCGAAAGGCAAACCCCAGCUGCGAAACAUCAGCAGCAGGGCGGCGGUGGCGGCGAGACUGAUCAAAUCGUCCCACAAGACCGUAGCAAUGAUGCUGUCACGCCAUCAACGCCAGCUUCUACAGCACCCACGAUGACGACCAGCAGUAGUUUGGACGAUAAUCGUAACGUAGUUACAGCGAAUCCUGCUUCCUCACCGUCGGAUGUGGCUGGCGUGGAAGCAAAACCGGUCCAAUCGGUGACCGCAGCAGCAGCUGCUGCACCAGUUGAUGAGAGUAGUAAGCAGGAGGAAUCAACCACAUCCAAAACGACCCCAAUGACGGCGGCGGCUGGCGGACAAUCGAAGGAUAAAAGCGUUGUGCCAGCCACAAUGGCACCGCCCGCCGUGAAAAAAAGCAAAUCGAUCACCCUGAUUGUGUACGAUCCGGACCAGUGGAGUCCGGAAAACCCGACCGGCAAGAAAAAGUAUUCGCGCGAACAGCUGAUGAUGCUGAAAAACAUUGGCCCUGCGCUCGAAAAGCCACAGAAUCUGCCGAAUAGUUUGGAAAAUUUGCUCGUUCGCACGAACUAUUCGAUGGGAGGCGGCGGUAUGGGUGGUGGUGGUAAUGCGUACGGUAACAAUCUGAAGGGGAACGAAUUUUCGCUACUGCCGAACUUUGUGAAAAGUGUAGGCGGCGGAGGUGGUGGUGGUGGUGGUGGUGGUAUGGGCGGUCACCAUAAUCCGGUCCGGCAGUCGUACGUGAAGCGCUCCUCGCAGCAGGGUAGUGCGGGAGGUAAUCAGUCGGGUGGACCACAGCCGAACAAGCAAUCGCAGCAAGGGCUCAGCAAGACCGGUUCGAAGAUCAUCAAGCUGAACCUGCAGCUGAACGAAGAGGUAAAGCUAAACUCGAGCGCAAACGCGUGGAAACCGAGUCAGCUGCAGAAGGGCGAAAAUGCGGAACAGGAUGAAACGCAGAAGCUCUUGAAGACUAUGCGUAGUAUCCUGAACAAGCUAACGCCCGAUAAUCUGGCCAAACUGGUGGAGCAAGUGAAGAAGCUCCCCAUCAAGACGUACGAACAGUUUGAUGGUUGCAUUCAGCUCGUGUUCGAGAAAGCCAUCUCGGAGCCUAACUUUUCCGAAGCGUACGCAAGGAUGUGUUACGAAAUUAAGACCGUCAGUGUGCAGGACAGUAUGAUCGAUUUUUGCGCGAAUAUUCUCAAACGGUGCGAAAACGAGUUUACGAGAGGGCGCGAAGAGCAGGCGAAAGCGGUCCGCGAACGAAGAGCGAAACUGCAGGAAAAUAAACAUUUGACCAAGGACGAGUUUGAAGAGCUGAAGGAAGAGCUGGAGGAGGAGGAACUGAAGGUGCGACGGAGAGCGGUCGGUAUGGUGCGGUUUAUUGGCGAGCUGUACAAGAUGGAGUUGCUGCAGAAUAGUAUCAUGUUGAAGUGCUUCGAUUCGCUGAUCCCGUACAAGCCGGAACAUUCGUAUGAAGCGUCGUUGGAGUGUCUAUGCAAGUUACUAACGACGGUUGGGGCAAAGCUGGAGAAACCAUCGCCCGAUACGAAGUCGAAAAAGACUUCGCUCGACAAGUACUUUGAGCAGCUGGAGCAUAUAGUGCGCGAGUUCAAGAAGUAUAAGAUUACGAGCCGGAUCCGGUUCAUGAUACAGGACGUGAUCGAUUUGCGGAAAAAUAAUUGGGUCCCGCGGCGCCAGGAGCUUAACCCGAAAACGAUCUCGCAGAUUGCGCUCGAAGCCGAAACGGAGCAGAAUCGCAUCAACAUGCUGAACUUUAUGCCGUUGAAGGAUGGCUACUCUGGCAGUGAUAUGGGACGAUCCGGCGGUGGACGAAGCGGUCCUGGAGGAGGAGGCGGCGGUGGCGGGUUGUAUGGGAAGUCAUCGAGCGGAGGCCCUGGCUACAAUCAGGGAAGCUUCGGCCGUGGUAGCAGCGGUGGUGGCGGCGGUGGCGGAGGAGGUAGUUCCAACAAAGGCAAUCGGUUGCAGAAGGACGAGGACGGCUUUCUGGCAGUGUCGAACAGCCGCAGUAGCAAUCGCCCUUUCACGAUAGAUCCAAAGAAGCUGCCACUGUUGGCGGUUAACGUCGACACGACGCAGCUAGGCCGGGCAUCGAACUAUCAAACACACAAAUGGAAAAAUAAUAUGUACGCAGCGCUUGGCAACGAGGAAGGCACGGCAUCGUCAUCUAGCGCGAUGGCCGAUCGUGACGAGCGGGAUAACGAGCAACGGGAUCGUGACCGUGACCGUGACCGUGACCGUGAACGGGAUCGUGACCGUGACCGUGACCGUGACCGUGACCGUGACCGUGACCGAGACCGUGGUUCGAAUAAGGAUCCUUACCACAUGAAAACAGCGGAAAGGGAUCGUUAUGGACGGUAUGGUAGUAGCAGUAGCCAGAACGAGGAUCGCUAUAACCGCUCCUCCCGCGAACCUUCCUCGUCUUCCGGUGGUGGCGAAUGGGAACGCAAAAUGGGGGCUUCCUCGAUGCAAAGCCGUGGCACCGGUAAUCAAUCCCAACCACCGCCACGGAUGAUGGCUGCCCGGUUGGGUCAAUCGUCCUCGACUUCUGCACCAUUUUACCAGCAGUUACAGAUGCCUGCGGGACCACCACCACCAACGUCCUCAUCCACGGGACCAUCGAAGGGGGGUUCGUCGGCCGCAACAGCAACCACAGCACCGACCGGCGGCAGUAGCAGUGAACCAGCCGUGCAGAAAUCGAACGAACCGUUCGAUGAGCGGAUGGAGAAACUGGUAUGGGAGUUGGCAGGCAAGAUCGAGGUGGACAGCAGCUCACCGAAGUUUUACUUUACCGUCGCGAGCACGCUCUUCCAGAAAAAUCUCGAAAAUGCGCCGAAAAUGCGUCGGGCGGCGGCUGCCGUCCUGACGGACAUGUUGCGCCUUAAAAUGAUCAGCUCCACGGACUUCCAGUACGCGCAGAAGGAGUUGCUGGAGCAAGCCGACGAUCUGCUGAUCGAUGUGCCGAAGCUGUGGGAGUAUGUGGCAGACUUUUUCGUGCCGCCACUGCACGAACGUUUGAUAACGCUGCAGGAUGUGCGGCAGCUGGCGACCAGCACCUUUGAACCGGAAAAGUGCUUCAGUUGGGAUAUGCUCAGAACGAUCCUGCAAAGCUACGAAGCGGCCCACGGUAAGGAUGCGUCCGCCAAGCUGUGGUUCGAGUGUCCGCUUGAGCUGCGAGAAUUUUUCCCCGGUUCGGUGGACGAGGCCACGAUCAGGCGGCGCGUUACCGAGUGUUCACUCGACUAUUUGCUCGAGGGCGAACGGAAGGAUAUGCGUACGAUGUGGCCCGCGAUACGGCAGUUCCUGGAGCGCGAUGCACUGAACGAAGAAAUCUUUGCCUGCAUCGAUGCGCAUUGCAGUUCCGAGCAGCAGCUGGACUCGCCGGAGUUUAUUCGCACGCUUACGACGGUUGUUUUUGAGCACUGUAUCCACGAUAAGAAGCUUGACCUGAAGAAGAUGGAACGGUGGCAUCAGCUGUUGCAGCGAUAUUUGUACGGGAAGGCGGAGCGGGAACUGGAAGCGUUGUACGCGAUCCAGCGGCUGGUGGUGAAGCUACAGCAUCCGCCGAAGCUGCUGCAGACAAUCUUCCAUCAGCUGCUCGAUCUCGGUGUUAUCAUGGACGGGUUCAAGCGGUGGAUCGAACCGAAACACGAUCACGAACCGGAGGGUCGCGGUGUUUGCGUCAAAUCGACCACCCAGUUCUUUGUGCAGUUGAUGGAACCGGACAGUGAGGACGGUGGGAAGGAUGGGGAUAGUGACGAGGGCGAGAAGGACAGCGAUAGCAAAACAUCCCCUACUCACGACCACCCUCCAUCAUCAUCUCCUUGUAGAUUCAUCCCAGACGAUUACAUCCAAUGUCUAGCCGAGUUUCGGCCCCAGUUUCUGUUCGUCGUUCCGUCGCUGCUACUCUUCCUUGCCACCCAUCCGAAAGUAACGCCCGACCUGCUGUCGAGCGUGGAUUCGGUGCUGGUCGGUGCAGCACCAGCCUCGCUCCAGCUGCAGGAAAAGUUCCGAACCAAGGUCGGUCGCGAUAUUGACAUUGCGCAGGGUUACGGUAUGACGGAAAGUUCCCCAGUUACGCUCUGUACACCGCACCGUUACGACCAGUCGAAAGUUGGCACGUGUGGCCAGCUGUAUCCGAACACGGAGGCCAAGAUUGUGUCGCUCACUGACGGUACCAAUCUUGGGCCGCAUCAAACGGGUGAGCUGUACCUGCGUGGACCACAAAUUAUGAAGGGCUAUCUGAACAAUGAGGCCGCCACUAAGGAAACGCUGGUGGAGGACGGAUUCUUAAGAACGGGCGAUGUGGCGUACUACGACAAGGAAGGAUUCUUCUUCAUCGUCGACCGGACAAAGGAAUUGAUCAAGGUGAAGGGAAACCAGGUAUCACCAACAGAGCUGGAAAACAUUAUUCUCGAACUGCCCGAAGUGAGUGAUGUGGCGGUGGCCGGCGUACCAGACGAAACAGCUGGCGAGCUUCCGCGUGCAUUCGUCGUAGUUAAGCCGGGCGCCGACCUGAACGAGAAGGAGGUGCAGGAACACGUGAAGGAGCGGGUCGUUAAGUACAAACAGCUGGCCGGUGGUGUCAUCUUCGUGAAGGAGAUUCCUCGUAACGCUGCCGGCAAAGUUAUCCGGCAGCAGCUACACAUGAUUGCCGCCCAGUUUGAGGACUGA